Molecule: messenger RNA, 663 nt
Organism: Talaromyces stipitatus ATCC 10500
Lineage: Eukaryota; Fungi; Ascomycota; Eurotiomycetes; Eurotiales; Trichocomaceae
Product: dUTPase, putative
Exons: 2
Coding region: 1-663 (220 amino acids)
Source: RefSeq, a predicted model, not a curated record
AUGGCUUUGUCUAGUGUAUUAGGUCUAGCCGAGUACGUCCCGACAGGGGAAUUGCGUGCUCGCUCCUGGUGCCUCGAGACUCAUCUACACUCCAACACCUCAGCCUAUACAGAAUCUACAAACAACAUGAUCCUCACAGGCCGCCGAAUCCUAACCCAAAACUUUGUCCGCUCCCUCCUCCAACCAACCCACCAACAACAACCCUGCGGCAUCGACCUCACCCUUCGCCAAAUCUCUAAAUGGACCUCAGCCGCAACAAUAGACUUUUCCAACACACAGCGCCAAGCAGCAAAGACAUCUCUUCUCGAGUUCACCACCACUGCCUUCUCACAGGAGGAAGGAAUAAAAUUAGAACCUGGCGCGUAUUUGGUUGAUUUUAAUGAAUCAGUCCGUAUACCCCUGAAUUGUAUGGCGAGUGUAUUUCCGCGAUCGUCCUUGUGGAGAAAUGGCGUGGGCAUUGUGGCUGGUGUUGUGGAUGCGGGGUAUGAAGGUGCUAUGGGAGCCAUGAUGGAUGUGAGGAAUCCGGAGGGUGUUGUUCUGCACAAAAAUGCAAAGGUGGCGCAGAUUGUGUUUUGUGAGAUGACGGAAAGUGUGAAGGAGGGAUAUAAGGGUGUUUAUCAGUUUGCGGGGGAGAGUGUUGGGCGGGAUGGGACUGCUACAUAA